Messenger RNA from Magallana angulata, 913 nucleotides. RefSeq lists its product as uncharacterized. The coding region runs from base 192 to 911 and encodes 239 amino acids. The transcript has 3 exons. NCBI's taxonomy places the organism in Eukaryota, Metazoa, Mollusca, Bivalvia, Ostreida, Ostreidae. The record is from RefSeq and is a predicted model, not a curated record.
UUUAUAAUGAUUCGCUUGGUGUUUUUUUUAAACAAUUAAAGAAUUUGAGACUUUAAUUGGGUCAUUCAGAAGCUCAGCAGAUGAUUAUCACCUAUUCUAUCUUUGAAGAAUGUACAUAACACAAUCCUUUGAUCUCUAAAUGAGAUAUAUACGGAGAUGGAACAUGAAACUGUAUCAAACUACUGUUAACCAUGGCAGAGGCCAACCCCCCGUGCAUCUCAUGUGGCAGAGAAGUAAGACCUAAACAACAUGCUGUGAGCUGUGAUGCUUGUGAAGGUUGGCAGCACCGCCUAUGCAAUACUGGUGCUUGGUUGGCCAUUCGUCGGGUUUUCCCUACCGUUGCGAUCAAAGGGUGCAUCUUCCACUGGACACAGGCAGUUUGGAGGCAUGUCCAGUCCUUAGGCUUGGCCAGGGCCUACAAGGAUCAACAGGCAGUGCACAACUACAUUCGCCAACUACUCUCCUUGCCUUUCCUGCCAGCACAACAAAUCCCGGAGACGUUCCACCAUUUGAGAGGAAGAGCCACCACACCACAGCUUCGGGACCUGGUGGACUAUAUUGACCGACAGUGGUUUCGCCAUCGUGUAUUCAGGGUCCAGGACUGGUCAGUGUUUCGGCGGACAGUGCGGACCAACAACGACGUCGAAGGCUGGCACAACCGACUGAAUACGAUGGCCAGGCACGGGGGUGUGCCAUUCUACAAGUUGGUGCUGCAACUGCGACAAGAAGCUGAAGUGGUCGAUGUUGCUGUACGAUCUGCAGACUUGGAGAGGGAGAGUAACCGCGUAUACACCGCCCUAGAGAAGAGGAUCCAGAAAGCCUGGGAUGAAUACAUGGAAGGAGCUUGGACCACCAGUCACUUUCUGCGAGCGAUUUCAUCGUGUUACAGCCCGUCCGUCAACACCGAGUGAUU